Molecule: messenger RNA, 333 nt
Organism: Corylus avellana
Lineage: Eukaryota; Viridiplantae; Streptophyta; Magnoliopsida; Fagales; Betulaceae
Source: RefSeq, a predicted model, not a curated record
AUGGCGAGAGAUUUUGGCCCUCUAGUUGGUGCCCAUGUCGAUGAUGCAGGUAUUGCGUUGGAGAGCUCGGGUGGCCUACUUUUGCUCGGCAUGAUCAUCAUGUCCCUCUCAAUUAUAUCCAUGCUCAUCUUUGCUUGUGCUGAUGAUAACUCUGGAAAACGUCGCAAGAGGAAAGGCGAUGCCGGUCCCGAUUGCGGCGAUGAAUGUAUCAAUUGUGGAUGUGGUCCAUGUGGAGGUGGUGGCAAUUGUGGUGGUGAUGGUGGUGCUGGUGGUUGUGGCGGAGGUGGUGGUGGUGGUGGUUGUGGCGGCGGCGGCGGUGGCGGCGGAUGUUGA